Molecule: messenger RNA, 2924 nt
Organism: Colletotrichum destructivum
Lineage: Eukaryota; Fungi; Ascomycota; Sordariomycetes; Glomerellales; Glomerellaceae
Exons: 1
Coding region: 1247-2686 (479 amino acids)
Source: RefSeq, a predicted model, not a curated record
CCCCCUUCUCUGUCAAAGUCUCGCUCGUCCUGCUGAGUGCUCCGCGUCCUCGAUCCUUCUCCGGGCGCAUUUCUUGGUCCCCCCCACGUGCUCCAUGCCAGUUGAGAAAGGAAUGAGGCUGAAUCAGGCGUAGCCAAGCGGGUUGCGGAUACCCGGCGCACCUUUGGCGGUGGCCUGGGCUUUGCUCGCUGUUUUCUGCUUGCCGAUGCGGACAGUGGAUGGUGGCCCUUGUACGACCGCUUGGGGUGUGGUGUCUUGUGUCUCGUUUCCCCCGUUCUCGUUUUCUCUCCCCUCCCCAUCUUGUUUCUCCGCUGGGGUUGGUAGUAGUAGUCGCCUUCCAUCGCCGGAGGCAGUGCCAUUUGCAACACAACCACGCAGCAGCAGCAGCAUCUGGUCGAGAGGGCAUCGAUGGUGCAGUCGGACAGGCUCCCUUCGCACUCGGGUCGAGCCGACUGGCAAGCCUGCCACUGAACCAGUCCCGCGCGGGCAGUGUCUGCUGAAAGCGACAAGGUGAGGGCGGCCGAGACGACCGCCACACACUACUUCUCCAUCGCCCAUCCUAUCCCGUCCCAUCCUAUCCCAUCCGCCUGGGGACUCCGCCCAUUCCGCUGCGUCAGCCUGUCACUCCCACCUUUUCAUUUCGCCCAUUAGAUAACCCCCCCGGCGCCGCUCAUCUCGCUCCCCCCUCCCGCCUGGGUCCAACUCUCACCGUAUGUUGAAUGAUAUGACCGCCGCUUGUCCGUCCUUGUGGAUUUAAAGUUGGCUCACUGUCACUACCACAGUACACACCCACGCAUACGUUUGUCGUCGUCUCUGGCAUCGAAUCCCACUGCAAUCGUUGUCGUGGUCGUUGUCAUUCCCGCCGCCGCCGCCGCCGCCGCCGCCGCCUUCGUCGCCGUCUCGUCCCUCCAUUCAUUGCUGCCCCGUCUCAUGCAUCGCGUCCGGUCAUCGUAGUCGUCCGUAAGAGAGGCGUCUCUGAGACUGGGGUGCGGAUUUCGGCCCCGGCGUGCAUGGUGAAGGAACUCUUCUGGUCUGGCAGUCUGCCAUCGCCAACGCCAGUUUGGUCGAGAAACGCCUGGAAACCGCCAAGUGCCAACUAGACAACACGCGACUGCAAGAACAAGAAAAGAUACAGAGUCUGGUGCGCCGUUGUCUAGUGGAACAAGAGGCCAAGGAGUAGUCGAAGAGAGAAAAGGCUGUGCGGUGUGCCUUGUUGUGCUUCGUGUGUAGGAGGACGUCGGCCACGAUGGCCUCGUAUACAGAUAUGACGGGCAUUGGCGGCACGGGGAAGGUGUCCAAGUCGCGGAGCAAGCCAGUGGUGAAGCCAAUCCUCAAAAAGCUAUCACACUCGGAAAAGAACUCGCUGGACCUGGAUCGAGGCUGGGAUGAGCAGCAGACGUCAUUUGGGCAUUACGGAGGGAGUCUGGGGAGAGAGAGGGAAGGGUCGUUUGGGGGAAGGGACGUCAGCUUCAGCAUUUCGGCGACGGAACUCUCCCACAGCAGCAGCAUCGGGAACGGAAGGAGCAAGUUCUCGCAUGCCCGUUCCACCAGCGGGACCUCCCACAUCAGUGUAGCGACCAGCGGCAGCGGCCAUCGCAACGGCAGCUUUGUCCACCCUUUCCAGCAGACGCCGCGCACCUCGACGCCGCCCCUCUCGUAUGCCAAUUCACUGGCCAGUAUCGAACAAGGCAACAGCAGCAGCAACAACAACAACAACAACCCCGGAGUGCCAGGACCCCGCGAUUACUCCCCGACAAUCACAGAAGACGACGACGACCUGCUGGACCAACACUACCUACACCACCGCAGCAAUUAUCCCGCGACCACCCCAUCAAUACCCAUUACCAGCAACCCAUCGUCGUCAUCGUACCCGCGACGACCCUCGCUUGCCAGUCGCACCUCGUCUCUAUCCGACAUCCAUAUCAACAGUCACAAUCACACCGGCCCGCCCUCAUUACGCAUCAGUACCAGUCGCACAAACUCCAACGCUGCCUCCUCGCGGCUUGUACACGUCUCGAGCCACUCGGACAUCAACCAACAGUCCGGUAUAAUCCCGGAAUUUACUGCGCCCAACACAGCACCCGUGCUCUCGCCUUUGUCAUCGGCAUCUCCCUCCACAUCAGUAACCGCCAUGUCUCCCCUGCGCACCUCCCUUGAGGGCUUCCGCCUGCGCUCGCGCUCCGAUCUUGACUCCAACUACCACCAAGAGCGUAUCCGACAGGAACGCCACCGCUGGGAGGAGAAGGAGCGCCUCAAGAACGAGAAGCGAGACAAGGAGGAGAUGCGCAAGCGAGAGCGCGCCGACAUCAGGGAGGCCCAGCGCCACGAGCGCGAGCAGCAGAUGAUGAUGAGAAGAGAGGCCAAGGAGGCUGCCCGCAAGCAGAGCUUCUCCCACAGCGCCCGCAACAGCUCCAGCGACAUGAUCCGCCCCUCCAUUAGCCGCAAGAAGACGGCCUCUGAUGCCGAGAAGUUGGCAAUGGGAGCUGCCCAGGGUGGUGUCGAGUUCGCCAGCCGCAACUAUGAGAGCACCGAUCAGGGCCAAGCGCCUGUUGCCGACGAGGCCAUGUUCGAGGGACCUCGCCGCUCCCUGACUGCCAAGCGCAAGACGCAGGGCGCCUGGACGAGCUUUGUCCUGUGGUUCCGGACUAGAAUUCUGCGACUCCACGACAACAUGGCCAAGAAGUAAAGAAAAGUAAAGGCCAAUGCCCCCAACCUCAUUGGUUACUGGACCUGCCGGCCUCUUUUCUCAUCUCAACAGCUACACUGAAAGGAGUUGGUCCUUCUCUGCCUGCAUAGAACACUUAAAUUUUUUUUUGCCUGCCACGGCGGUGCCUAUUCUCUAGAGCAUCGCUCACAACGGCAAACACAACAAUGUGCGGCAGGAACAAGAUGGGUUCUUUAUCUAUAACUCUAAGCAGGCAAGA